Messenger RNA from Acanthaster planci (crown-of-thorns starfish), 3372 nucleotides. RefSeq names its product sodium/hydrogen exchanger 9B2-like. Gene Ontology annotation, molecular function: antiporter activity. The record is from RefSeq and is a predicted model, not a curated record. Gene Ontology annotation, biological process: proton transmembrane transport. Gene Ontology annotation, cellular component: membrane. Lineage: Eukaryota; Metazoa; Echinodermata; Asteroidea; Valvatida; Acanthasteridae.
AAGCGUGAAUCUGGGAGAUGUACUGUCUGGGAUAAAGAAAUCAAUGAAAUUCAAGUCAACUUCACAAGUUCAACAGACACGACUGCGUCUACCGAUUGCUGACGGUCUGUUCUUUUACCGCUUCGUUGUAACUGAGUGAUUUUUUUUAUGUUGGCUUUAUAUUAAAUUUUAUUGCUAAUGUUCUUCAUGGUUGUUCACAUGACGUGGCCCAGGCAUACCCUGGCCGCAUUAAUGACGAAAGCGCCGAGGCCUCCAAACGUCCAAGGUAGUCGUGUUGCGGGGCCCAUGUGGAUUUCUUGAGGCAAAGAGAAAAUCUUGAAGAAAACAUCGUAAUACUACUAGGCAGAUAUGGGAGGAAACAUUGUCUCGACAUCCUACAAGACAGGGAACACCACAGACCUGGAGGUGGCAAAGCCCGAGGACUAUUCCACCUUCCAGGAUGAGAAGAGCCAAUACGCAAGCCCCAAUAGCACUACAAUGAAUAGUACACCGGAUACGAGCAUUCCCUUAGAAGGGGGUGGAGAUGAUACCUUGGCCGACGGUGAGGAGGAGGAAAGUGCACCGUGGCACGGCUUGCCGAUGGGUGUAGACGAGCACGGUAGCUUUGCCGUCAUCAACACCGACGUCCCGAUGAACCACGUUCAGAUGAGCUAUCCUGAAGACAGGGAGCCCCAGUGUUGCUUGGGGUUGAGGGACCGAUGCAAGAUGGCCUGUCGGCCGUGUCUGGCCAAACACAAUCAGCUUCCCCCGGACCCGUCCCACCGUGCCCGGCUCAAGUUUGCCGUCCUGUGCCCGCCUCACGGCCUCGUGGCCAAGGUCGUCCUGAAUGUCACAAUCGUGGUGCUGCUGUGGGCGGUACUGUGGUCCAUCACCGGGGCUGAGGCCUUGCCCGGUGGGAACCUUUUUGCCAUCUAUGUUCUUGUGGUCGUGGCAGCUCUUGGAGGAAAACUCAUUGAGUUAGUUCACUUGCCGGCCUUGCUAGGCAUGCUGCUGGUGGGUUUCAUGUUCAAGAACGUGCCAGGCAUCCAGAUUGCGGACGACAUCCACCCCGGCUGGGCCUCGGCACUCCGCAACAUCGCCCUGGUGGUGAUCCUGGUCAAGGCGGGGCUGGGCAUUGACGCGGCGGCCCUGCGCAGGCUCAGCGUGGUGUGUGCCCGUCUGGCCACCGUGCCGUGCGUGUCAGAGGCUGUUACCGUUGCCUUGGUGUCACGCGGUCUGCUGGGCUUCGGCUGGGAUUGGGCCUUCAUGCUCGGUUUUGUUAUAGCAGCGGUUUCACCAGCCGUCGUGGUACCGUCGGUUCUGGAGUUACAGGAGAAAGGUUACGGCAUCCGCAGGGGGGUGCCAACGCUGAUUGUUGCCUCAGCGAGCUGUGAAAACGUCUUUGCAAUCGCAGCAUUCGGCGUCGCUCUGGGUAUCGCUUUUUCAUCGGACAACACUGGUGUCAGUGACCAACAAAUGAACACAAGCUACAGCAACAUCACAGAACAACCCUUUUUGAGUACGUCGGAUAGCUCCAGUGAUGAUGUUGGCGACUUGGUGUUCGAUAUAUUUAGAGCUCCGAUUGAGUUGCUGAUGGGCGUGGCUUUUGGUUGUGUGGGCGGUAUUUUCCUAUGGUACAUCCCAAACAAAAACCAGAAAUCUCUGACGUGGAAGCGUGCUCUGCUCGUCUGCGGCGGAGGACUGUUCUCCGUGUUUGGAUUUGCUCAAGCUGGCUUCACCGGCGCGGGGGCCAUGGGAUGUCUCAUUCUGCCUUUUGUAGCUGCUCAGGGGUGGGGCAGAGCCAAGGAGCCCGUCAAUAAGAUCGUGGGCAUCAUCUGGACCCUCUUUGAGCCGAUCCUGUUUGGCAUUAUAGGCGCUGCCGUGUCAGUCGAAUACUUGGAUGGGAACACAGUGGGUUUUGGCAUAGCCAUAAUGGUGAUAGGUCUCAUUGUGCGGACAAUAGUCACUUACCUGAUGGUGUGCAAAGCAGGGUUGGAUUUGAAAUCUAAGGUGUUUGCUGCCCUCGCUUGGCUACCAAAGGCAACAGUGCAGGCUGCCAUUGGUCCACUGGCAUUGGAGGUUGCAAAAGACAAGAAUGCCGGGCCAAUAGCAGAGCAGAAUGGAAUCAAAGUUCUGACCCUUGCGGUGCUCUCCAUCAUUCUGACUGCUCCAAUCGGCGCCAUCCUGAUUGCGCUCGGAGGACCCAGGCUCCUGGAGAAAUCACUGACAAGGGACGACAUCAGGGGGCAACGGAUCCCCAAGGUCAAGGUCCUCGCUCCCGAAGGGGAGGAGUCCAGAGGGAUUCAGGAAGGGGAGGCCAAGGAGGAGCCUCGAGACGGACCAGCCGAAACGUCGUCCAUGCUGUAAGCACGGGGACAGGUAAUCUAGGCAGUAUUCUUCACUCGGGAGAAAUCGGCCCAAGGUUAUCACUGACCUUAAAGAUAACGUGGAUAUAGCGUGAAUACCACAACGGUCUCCAUGUACAAAAUUGAAUACAGCCUCAAUCCUCCAUGACCCUCCAUUAUUUUGGAAUGUGUUCCUCGGAGGGGUAACCACUGCCUCUGUCUUUCAAAAAUCCUCUGGCCAUUCUUUUCAGUUUAUUCAAGGGACGCAAGUGCUCUCCUGGAGUGGCAAGGUCGAUUUCCAGGAUAAUCUUGACCUAACUUUACACAUGGCUGUGCAUAAAAAUCCACAAGAUCCGGCGCCAGAUCUCGACACAGUGCAUCCUUCCAAAUCAACCGCAUGCUUUUGCCGUGCAGCCUCAUUAUUCCCCAAAUCCGCGGUAAACCCCUCGCGAGAUUUGGGACAGGUUAGGAUUAAACUGAACAGCUCCCAAUUUGGACAGCUCGUUAGAUUCAACAGAUGUGCCGAGUCAUGCUGCUUUCAUGUGUGGCUCUUAUACGAGGAUGUUGUUUCAAACAGCCUUGCGGAUCGUCGAAAAAGAAAAUCUUUCUGGGGAUUGCAGUUUCCUUCCUCGAGCUCCAGAGCAUGAAGAUAUCUUUGCAGUUAAGACGGUGCCCAGUUUAGAAUUUCUAACCAAAACUGAACGUUGAAACCAGGGUUGCAUCACAGCCUGUUAUUUGGAUGAGCGGGGAACCAUUCAAGAGGGGCGUGGCCCCAGGGGUAUAUGUCUAGUCUUGCCCUUCCUGAUCGGAUUUGCAGAAGAAUAUGCUCCCAACAUGAAAUCCCCUAUCCAUUCCUGUGACGUUAGAGCGACCGAGAUCUCAGAACUUUUGCCAGAACCUUAACCGAGACAGGGUUCAUCGGAGAAAUUUUUGAUAUAUAUGUGAGAUCAGACGGACACAAAUGUUGAGACACCUGCUUUAAUAGUUUCUUGGUUUUCACUCCUUUUUGGGUAUUUUGGUCGAGUUUCAUGAAAACGUAAGAUGUGGA